Pelobates cultripes (western spadefoot toad) is the source of this 243-nucleotide messenger RNA. Lineage: Eukaryota; Metazoa; Chordata; Amphibia; Anura; Pelobatidae. The record is from the annotation of a GenBank genome assembly.
AUGGCUGUCCGAGCACUCAGAUACUCGGCUGUCGGAGCACUCCGAUACUUGGCUGUCCGAGUACUCCGAUACUCGGCUGUCCGAGCACUCCGAUACUUGGCUGUCCGAGUACUCCGAUACUCGGCUGUCCGAGCACUCCGAUACUCGGCUGUUCGAGCACUCCGAUACUCGGCUGUCCGAGCACUCCGAUACUCGGCUGUCCGAGCACUCCGAUACUCGGCUGUCCGAGCACUCCGAUACUGA